Molecule: messenger RNA, 1995 nt
Organism: Triplophysa dalaica
Lineage: Eukaryota; Metazoa; Chordata; Actinopteri; Cypriniformes; Nemacheilidae
Gene: rcan1a
Product: regulator of calcineurin 1a
Exons: 4
Coding region: 422-1018 (198 amino acids)
Biological process (GO): calcium-mediated signaling
Cellular component (GO): nucleus; cytoplasm
Molecular function (GO): calcium-dependent protein serine/threonine phosphatase regulator activity; nucleic acid binding
Source: RefSeq, a predicted model, not a curated record
GGUUGUGCUGCUGAGAGAGGCUUUCAUAUAAAAAGGCAUUGGGUGAGCUGCAGUCUUACAAAGCUUUUUUACGGUGGGUUAAGGAGCACGGUCACCUCCAGACAAUUAAAAUUGUGCAAAGCAGCAUCACGUGGAUCUUUAUCUAGAGGGUUUAUGUUUACGAACCGCCGGUUUUGGCUUUGACCUAUUUCCUGUCUGUGAACGCUCGAGGCUCUCUGCUGGUGCUGGCCUGCGUCAACUGCAGUCUCAGACUGUCCGGACAGCAAGAACAUCGGCUGUGAAGCAGCGUUUGUUUCCUGAAGCAGGGAUCCUUCGCACCCUCACACUGGGGAAGGCAAAACGGACGCGUCUCAGCCCCUCCUGCCCUUUACGUUCUCUGACCUCGCAAGUCCUCAGGAGGCUCCGUCAACGGGUAUCAGUCAUGCAUCUGAAAACAAUGAAGUGCAACCCUUUCUGCCUUAUCGCCUCCUUGGAGGAUCCAGAGAUUUUUAACAGACCUGAGGAGAGGGCUAGUUUCGAGGAGCUGUUUCGGGCCUUCGACAGAAACGUCACCUUUCAGUUCUUCAAGAGUUUCCGUCGGGUGAGGAUUAACUUCAGCAAUGCACUGGCAGCCGCGGAGGCCAGAGCAAAACUGCACAAAAGUGACUUCAAUGGGAGGGAGCUGCGACUCUGUUUUGCCCAGUCUGUGCACAUUGGCAGUCCACGCCUAGAACCUCCUAAACCAGACAAGCAGUUUCUCCUUUCACCUCCUCCAUCACCUCCUGUGGGUUGGGAGCAGGCCAAGGACGCCACACCUGCAAUUAACUAUGACCUUCUGUGUGCCAUCGCCAGACUUGGGCCAGGUGAAAAGUAUGAACUCCAACCAGGAACCCCCACCACACCCAGUGUGGUCGUUCAUGUUUGCGAGAGUGACCAGGACAGCUCAGGAAACGAUGAGGACAUGGAGGGAGGCAGAAGCGCCCGGCCUAAAAUCGUCCAGACCCGUCGUCCUGAAUACACGUCCUCUGUCAUGCAGUGAGGCUCGGGAACGUGUCAUUGUGCCGUAACUUUUACUUUACUAUUACAUUGCCCUCCGGGACGGGGGGGUGUGGCAUGCAGGUGGACACCACUAGAGGACGCAUUACGACUCAAUCUCGUGCAGAGGGACAUAAUGUCCAGCAUCUGACAGGAAGGAGGGGUUUAUUGCAUGCAUUCAUUGGUAGAAGGCAAUAGAACAUAUGGGGGUUCUAAAGAGUGCUUUCAUUGGUUACUGUGGCCGAGGACAACACAAGUCUCCUAAUAGUUUUUUUUUUAAUCUUGGGAAGCAUGUUGUAUCCUAGCAAGUGGGUGUGUUGUUUCUUUGAUUAAUUUGUAUUGCCUUUAGUUUUGCUUGAAAUUUUCAGGCUCUUAUUGAAGUAACCCUUUCAGAUACUCGUGAGCACUGCAGGAUUACUGCUCAGUAUUUGACUGAAAUAUUGGACCUUGGAUGAGGCUUAAUGCUGAGUGUAAAAGCUUAGUUUUAUAUAUAUUUUUUAUUCAUCUUACAUUGUAACUCUUGUUCCACCAUGUGCCUCAACAUUCUCCAAAAUGACAGAAUCAUAACUAAAUGCUGUAGUAUAACAACGUCAUGUAAUCAGCUGUAUCUUUAAUUUUAUGGCUUUUAACAAAACUGACUGUAUUCUUAACGACAGUUUAACACAGAUAUUCAUUUUAAUUUUGUUAGGUCUUCAUUUCAUUAGGUCAUGUAGGACCAUAACACUGUUAUGAAGUUCCCGGUCUUAAUGGAGCACUGUUACAGUACCACGACGAGCACAAUUUUUGACAAAUUAGAUAAAAAUAUUUCUGAUGCCUUUGACUUGUUAUGUGUAUAUACGGAAUACUGUUAUUUUAUUGAUUUUGUAACUUCGUUUUGAAAACGUUACUAAUUUGGCAAUAGCUUGGGUGUUUGUUCUGUCAUAAAAAAAUCAUAAAAAACAGCCAUAACAUGACAUUAAAACUGAGUUUUCCCUACAAUAA